This is a messenger RNA of Mesorhabditis spiculigera, 393 nucleotides long. The record is from the annotation of a GenBank genome assembly. Lineage: Eukaryota; Metazoa; Nematoda; Chromadorea; Rhabditida; Rhabditidae.
AUGGGUCAAAUAAAAUGCGAGGGGGCGCCGAGGGCGGGUCUUGAGGUGAAGUUGAUGCAGCACCGGUUCUUCCUCCCCGAUCAACCCAUCGGAGUCGAUCACACUGACGCGAAUGGAAACUUCACAUUGACAGCUUUUCCCACAGCUGGCAUGCAAACCGUCAGCAUCGACAUCAUUCAUGAUUGCUAUGGGGAUCGGCGUUGCAUCUGGUUCAAAUACGAACUGCCCCACGAAGCCGUAGCCCCCGGCGCCGUUCCAUACAAUUUUGGGCUGGAGGAGCUUUGGCCUAGUAAAUAUACAAAAGGAGUCGUCUGGUGCGUGCCGACGAAGGGUGGAUUUAGUGGCCAAACCAACACAACGUCUAGCGACCAGCCCACUACAACUAAAAAGCCA